CUUCCAACGCCCCAAGAUUUACGCUUGGGGCGUUUCUUCGAGCCCCGCGACCAACAACCAAUCAGAAUCUCCAUGUGAAUCUCCCGCCCCGGACAUACAAAGUGAAAAACCCCGGUUCUUCUCCACUAUUGCUAAAAUGGAUGCCGGUGUUGUAGCAAGGGUAAGCAGGGUAACUCGUGUGUGUGCAAGGUUGCAUUUAGUGUAUACAUUGUCUCGCAUGAGGCCGUGUAGUGUGCGUCGCUUCUGGGUACACCCGAUACUCCGAAAGCGUCUACAAAGGGGGGAAUACCACCUUCUCGUCCAGGAGCUCCGUCUCGAUGACCGCCUUUUUCAGAGGUACUUCAGGAUGAGCAAGGAGGUGUUCGACGAGUUGCUCGGAAAGGUGGGCCCACUGAUUACAAAGGUGGACACCCAUCUGCGUAUGUCAAUCGGCCCCGCCGAGCGACUCGCCAUCUGCCUACGGUACCUGGCAACUGGUGACUCGUACGCGACGAUAGCCUUCAGCUAUCGGGUCGGGCGUUCUACAGUGGCAGUCAUUGUCAAGGAGGUUGCGGGGGCCAUCUGGACCGCCCUGGUCGAGGAGUGCAUGCCGGUAGCACAGGCUCCAGCAAAUGCAGGUUCCCUCUACUUUAAUUAUAAGUCCACCCACUCCUUGGUACUGCUGGCUGUGGUGGAUGCUGAGUACCUGUUCAGGGUAGUGGAUGUUGGAGGCUUUGGGAGGAGCAGCGACAGUGGGAGCCUGCGGAAUUCUGCAUUUGGAGAGAGCCUCCGAGACGGCAGUCUGCAGCUACCACCUGACACCGUCAUCGCAGGAUCAGAGCGGCGGGGCCCUCUCCCCCAUGUCUUCGUUGGAGAUGAGGGUUUCACCUGA
Messenger RNA from Gymnodraco acuticeps, 871 nucleotides. RefSeq lists its product as uncharacterized. The record is from RefSeq and is a predicted model, not a curated record. NCBI's taxonomy places the organism in Eukaryota, Metazoa, Chordata, Actinopteri, Perciformes, Bathydraconidae. The coding region runs from base 137 to 871 and encodes 244 amino acids. The transcript has 4 exons.